Plasmodium vinckei vinckei is the source of this 1020-nucleotide messenger RNA. Its product is annotated as carbon catabolite repressor protein 4, putative. NCBI's taxonomy places the organism in Eukaryota, Apicomplexa, Aconoidasida, Haemosporida, Plasmodiidae. Bases 1 to 1020 code for a protein of 339 amino acids. Gene Ontology annotation, cellular component: nucleus; CCR4-NOT complex; cytoplasm. Gene Ontology annotation, biological process: nuclear-transcribed mRNA poly(A) tail shortening. Gene Ontology annotation, molecular function: poly(A)-specific ribonuclease activity. The record is from RefSeq and is a predicted model, not a curated record. The transcript has 10 exons.
AUGUAUAGAGGAAAUAAAAUUAGGGUUGGGACUCUAAAUAUUUUCAAUAAAUUUUGUUACAAUAAUACUAAAAAUGUAUUGAGUAAUUCAUUUGAAUAUGCUAACAAUAGUAAUCGUCGAAAUUUACUUUAUGACUAUUUACUCAACAACUCACUUGAUAUAGUAUGCUUACAAGAAGUGGACUCAUUUAUGAUAAAUAAAAUUAAUACCAAAUUUCAAAAUUUAGGUUUUGCCUUUGAUUUCCCAUCAAAUUAUAUUACACCAUCAGCUAGCAGUAACAACUGUUGUAUUAUUUAUAAAAAAGAUUUCAAAUUGUUAAGUAAAAAAAAUUUCGAUCUUAAUGAAUCAGUACAAAAACAUUUUGCAAAAUAUUCGUCAGAAAGCCAGUGUGAAAUACAAGAUGCGUUCUUAAUAGAAUUAAAAAAGAGACAAAGUCUUGCUACUAUGAUUAUACUCGAAUUAUCAACUAGCAAUACAUUUAUAGGAAUAUGCAAUUGUCAUAUACAUUGGAAUCCUUCUUAUCCUGAUAUCAAAUUGUUUCAUACCUAUUUAAUUAUAAAAGAAUUUUAUAAAUUUAUUGAAAAUAAUUUCCCUGAUUUUCCACUUAUUCCGUUACUAUUAAUUGGAGAUUUUAAUUCUACACCAUUUUUGCAAUCAGACAAAAAUUUGAAAGACACUUCUACACUUAGUGGUGUAUACGAAUUGAUAACCACAGGGAAAUUGCUAAAGAGUCAUGAACACCAUCCAGCUGUGCUACGAAAAAAUACAACAUUGGAAAUAUAUCAUGAUUUAAUUGUAGACCCAUUUAAAAGCAUUUUCAAUGAUGUAAAUGGAAAGGAGCCUCUUUUUACAAACAAAACUAAGUUAUUUAGUGGAUGCAUUGAUUAUAUUUUUUAUAAAGGGCUCGUUCCUUUAUCUGCCCAAAUUAUCCCAAAUGAUAUAGAGAAUAUAGAAAGUUUACCAACACAAACAUAUCCAUCAGACCAUGCUCUACUAAUAGCAGACAUAUUUGUUGUUUGA